GAUGAAUUUAGAGCCUACUUACGUUUUAUUAACGGCGAGAUGGAUUUAGAACCAAAGGUAAACUAUGAGAUAAUUUUGAUAAUUUUUAAAGUAUAUGAUAAUUUGAGAAUUCGGUGAAACAAUUGAAUGGGUAAUAAUCUCUAAUACUUUUUAAGUGUGAAAUCGCCAACGCCAUAUCAUAACCGAGUCCAGCUGACUAGAAAACGCGCCGUUUUACCGCUUCCGCCCGCAAACGGUUUGGACUUUUCAUUUUUCGUCUAGUCAUUUCAACUAUAUGCGUCCUAACGAGGAAAUUUCGUCCAACGCCAAUUCUUCAAUGCUAAGGACCCUUCUCAUAUUAAAAAAGAGCAUUGCAGAUGCAUUUUCCCUCAUAAGCUCUCUAUCGUCACGACAGAUCCUGUCCGCGUCUGUGUUCUUCGUUGAGCUCUCGCUUUUUUGUUCGAUCGUGCAGUGGAAAGGUACAUAUAAUUAUGAGUCGGCAGACAUCGUUUGCUUACAGCUUUGUGGCUCGGGGCAGGGUGGUGCUGGCCGAGUUCACGGAGUCAGAUCGUGGCGGCAAUCUUUCGGCCGUCGCGGUUCAGUGGCUUCCACGACUCCCAGCUACCAACAGAAACAAUGAAAGGUUCACUUCCAACCGCGAUGACCACUCCUUCAAUUUCCUCGUCGAAGAUGGCUACGUAUACUGUGUCGUUGCGAAAGAAUCCGUAAGCGGCAGACUGUCCUUUGCGUUCUUGGAGCGUACAAAAGCGGAAUUCAAGCAAAGAUAUGGAGGCGGUAGGGCGGACGGUGCCCCCGCCAAAAGUCUCACCAAGGAGUUCGGGCCGAUUAUGAAGGAGAAGAUGAAGUACGUAAUCGAGCACGCCGAAGAGAUCGAUAAGGUCUCGCAAGUGGAGGCUCAAAUAUCACAAGUUAAAAGCAUAACAUUGGACAACAUCAACAAGGUCAUGGAUAGAGGGGAAAAAUUGACAGUUCUCGAAGACAAAACCACCGACCUGCGCGAUCAGGCGCAAUUGUACAAGAAGCAAGGGAACGAGAUAAAACGGAAGAUGUGGUAUCAGAACGUGAAGAUUAAGCUGGCCGUGAUCGUGAUCCUGUUGCUCAUCAUCGGGCUAAUAGCUUGGCUCUCGGCAUGCAGUGGAUUUAAUUGUAGUAAGUAGGUAUUUGUAUUUAUCGAUUAGUUCCUUCAUCGUUCAUUAGAUUCCAUUGCAUACGUACAGUUUGUUCAGAUAGAACUGAGACAUGUACAUGUCCAUCCCAACGUGAUUAUUGUACCGGAGGUGGACUAUAUGAUUCUUUUCGCGGAAAAUUUCUACCAUUCGUUACA
Punica granatum (pomegranate) is the source of this 1324-nucleotide messenger RNA. Lineage: Eukaryota; Viridiplantae; Streptophyta; Magnoliopsida; Myrtales; Lythraceae. The record is from RefSeq and is a predicted model, not a curated record.